This is a messenger RNA of Diaporthe citri, 1158 nucleotides long. RefSeq lists its product as uncharacterized. Bases 1 to 1158 code for a protein of 385 amino acids. Gene Ontology annotation, cellular component: fungal-type cell wall. Gene Ontology annotation, molecular function: glycosyltransferase activity; hydrolase activity, hydrolyzing O-glycosyl compounds. The record is from RefSeq and is a predicted model, not a curated record. Gene Ontology annotation, biological process: carbohydrate metabolic process; fungal-type cell wall organization. The transcript is spliced from 3 exons. NCBI's taxonomy places the organism in Eukaryota, Fungi, Ascomycota, Sordariomycetes, Diaporthales, Diaporthaceae.
AUGCACUCUGCUUGCCUCAUUACCGCUGGUCUCUCCCUGUUGUCCGCAGUAGCGGCGCAGACUUCGACGGAAUGCAACCCUACAGAGAAGACUUGUGGUGCAGACCAAGGCCUGAGUCAGGCGUCGUACAGCGUCGACUUCACCAAGGGCGCCAGCGACGACUGGAACAUCACCUACGGCGCUCUGACCUACGAUGACACCAACGGCGCCGUCUACACCAUUUCCAAACCGGGUGAUGCGCCUACGGUCCAGUCCAACUUCUAUGUCUUCUUCGGUGUCGUCUCUGUUGUGAUGAAGGCCGCGCCAGGAACCGGAAUCGUGUCCUCGGCCAUUCUCGAGUCCGACGAUCUCGAUGAGAUCGACUGGGAGUGGCUUGGAGGCACCGCAACCGAGAUGGCCGACUCCCAGGCCGACUUCCACAACUACACCAUCGUGUGGACUAAGGAGAGCACAAUCUGGAUGAUCGACGGCCAGUCCGUCCGCACCCUGGCUUACGCAGACGCCAACGGCGGCUCCAACUACCCGCAGACGCCCAUGCGCGUCAAGCUGGGCACCUGGGCCGGAGGCGACCCGAGCAACCCGGAGGGCACGAUCCAGUGGGCCGGCGGCGAGACCAACUACGACGACGGCCCCUUCACGGCCUACAUCCAGAGCGUCUCCAUCACCAACUACAACCCGGCCAACUCGUACACCUACGGCGACCUGACCGGCUCGUACGAGUCCAUCGUGCUGGGCGACACCGACGUCAACACCACCACCAGCUCGGGCUCCACCGGGUCCGACUCGUCCGCCGACGACGGCUCGGCUCCCACCUCGCCCGUCGCGGCCUCGAAUGCCUCCGGUACCGCGACUGUCCGCCCUUCGGCGACGGGCGGUGCGUCCGGCAUUUCGGGCUCGGCCCCGUACAGCAACGGCUCCAGCUCGACCCGGCCUGGCGCAUCAUCCGCCACAAACGGCACAGGCUCAUCGUCACCGACCUCCCCCUCUUCAGGGGGCUCGGAUGGCUCGGAUGGCUCGUCCAGCUCGUCGUCUUCAUCGUCGUCAGCCUCGGGCUCAUCUACGGCCGCGGCCGAGGCCAGCGCUGCGAAGCUGACUGCCAGUAAGGCUGGUAGUUCGGUCCUCCUGGGUGUUGUUGGUUGUGCCUUGGCCCUCAUCUAG